Messenger RNA from Psilocybe cubensis, 4209 nucleotides. RefSeq lists its product as uncharacterized. Gene Ontology annotation, molecular function: DNA-directed RNA polymerase activity; DNA binding. Bases 1 to 4209 code for a protein of 1402 amino acids. NCBI's taxonomy places the organism in Eukaryota, Fungi, Basidiomycota, Agaricomycetes, Agaricales, Agrocybaceae. The record is from RefSeq and is a predicted model, not a curated record. The transcript has 21 exons. Gene Ontology annotation, biological process: DNA-templated transcription.
AUGAAGGAGGCGGUCUCGCAUCAGGCUCCAAAAGUAAUUAAAAAGCUACAGUUCAGUCUCUUAAAUGCCCAGGACACCGUCAAGAUCUCGGAAUAUGAAGUUACGCACCGCGAAUUGUAUACACCCACCGAUCGUCUUCCUGUGAAAAAUGGUGUCCUCGAUCGCCGUCUUGGUACAACAGAUAAAAGUGCGUUCUGCGAAACGUGCGGCCAGUCGUCGGUGAACUGCGUAGGACACUACGCAUAUAUCAAGCUCGUCGUGCCCGUGUUCCACAUUGGCUAUUUCAAACACACGAUCGCCAUCCUCCAGGCCAUCUGCAAAACAUGCGCCCGCGUUCUCCUUGAAGAACCAGACAGACGCAGCUUCCUCAAGCGCUUCCGACGCCCCGUUCUCGAAAAUAUGCAGCGCCAGUCGCUCUCCAAGGCAGUCAACACCAUGGCGCGCAAGGUCGUGCACUGUCCGUAUUGCUCUGCGACCAACGGCGCCGUCAAAAAGGCCGGCGCGCUCAAAAUCAUUCACGAUAAAUUCCGCGCAAAGAAGACGGCGGAUGAGUUGGAGAAGUGGAAGCAAACCUUCAGUUCGGCUGUCGAGGCGCAGAAAGAACUGGGGAUGUAUAUCAAUAAAGGGGUGCAUGAGGAUUUAAACCCAUUGAAAGUACUUGAUUUGUUUAGAAGGAUAUCAGAUGAGGAUUGUGAAUUGUUGGGCAUGAAUCCGAAAUGGGGUAGACCUGAAGAGUUUAUUUGGCAAUAUAUUUCUGUGCCUCCUGUAUGCAUCCGACCAUCUGUAGCCCAAGAUGGGGCUUCCAACGAAGACGAUCUAACGGUAAAACUAACCGAAAUCGUGUUCACAAACGUGCUCAUAAAACAAGGCCUCGCAAAAGGCGCUCCGACCCCGCAAUUCAUGGAACAAUGGGAUUUCCUCCAACUUUCUGUCGCCAUGUAUAUUAACUCUGAAUUGCCGGGUGUACCCCCCCAAGUCGGCCAAAAGCCCAUCCGCGGCUUCGUUCAGCGCCUCAAGGGUAAACAAGGUCGCUUUCGUGGAAACCUUUCUGGCAAGCGUGUCGAUUUCUCAGGGCGGACUGUCAUUUCUCCGGACCCCAAUCUGCGGAUCGAUGAGGUUGCAGUUCCCGAGCGCGUCGCGAAGAUCCUGACAUACCCUGAACGCGUGACGGCACACAAUAUCCACCUUCUGCGUCAGGCUGUGCGGAACGGUACAGAUGUGCACCCCGGCGCGAAUUAUGUGGCUAGAGGAGACAAUAAGAAAUAUUUGAAGUUUGGGAAUCGCGCGGCUAUUGCUGAUGGACUGGCGAUUGGUGAUAUUGUCGAGAGGCAUAUUGUGGACGGUGAUAUUAUUUUGUUCAAUCGGCAACCGUCUUUGCAUAAAUUGUCUAUUAUGUGUCAUCAAGCUAAAAUCCGACCAUGGCGUACUUUUCGACUCAACGAAUGUGUCUGCGGACCAUACAAUGCAGAUUUUGAUGGAGACGAAAUGAAUUUGCACGUGCCCCAGACAGAGGAAGCCAGGACAGAAGCUCUCGAACUCAUGAAUAUCAAACACAACCUCGUCACUCCACGUAACGGCGAGCCCGUCAUCGCCGCCAUCCAGGAUUUCAUUACAGCUUCGUUCCUCAUCUCCCGCAAAGACACCUUUUUCGACCGACGGCAGUUCACACAGAUUUGCUGCUACCUUGCCGACGCUAACAUGGAAAUCGACAUCCCGCCGCCCGCCAUUCUCAAACCUGUGCGCCUGUGGACAGGAAAGCAGAUAUUCAACGUGCUUAUGCGUCCAAAUAGAGAGUCCAAGAUCCUCGUCAAUGUGGAGUCUAAAUGCCACAAGUGGGAAGAGGCGAAGGGUGAAAAUUACCCAUGGAUGAAGAAACCUGCGAAAGAUCUGUCACCGAACGAUGGCUGGCUGGUGAUUGUGAAUAGUGAGAUUAUGUGUGGUGUUAUGGACAAGGCGACGGUUGGAAGCGGGAAGAAGAAGUCGAUCUUUGGUGUUAUUUUGAGAGAUUUCGGACCUCGUGAAGCAGCACUUGCUAUGAACAGGUUGGCCAAGCUGUGUGCUCGGUGGUUAGCGAACUAUGGAUUUUCUUUGGGUAUCAACGAUGUCAUUCCAGGUCCUGAUUUGAGAAGAAUGAAGGAUGAGCUUGUCGAAAAGGCGUACGCAGACUGUCAGGAUCUCAUUGCUCUCGCUAAAAAGGGGAAACUGGAGAACAAACCGGGUUGCGAUCAAGAACAGACUCUUGAGGCAAUGAUCUCGUCUGUGUUGUCUAAGGUCCGUGAGGCUGUUGGACAAAUUUGUAUGAGGGAACUUAGCCGUCAAAAUGCUCCUUUGAUCAUGGCUACCUGCGGUUCUAAAGGUUCCGUCAUCAAUGUAUCGCAAAUGGUUGCUUGUGUCGGUCAGCAAAUUAUUGCAGGCCAUCGUGUACCGGAUGGUUUCCAGGAUCGCUCCCUUCCGCAUUUCCCAAAAAAAUCAAAGGAGCCACCUUCAAAAGGUUUCGUGCGCAACAGUUUCUUCUCUGGGUUGCGCGCCACCGAAUUUUUGUUCCAUGCCAUCUCUGGUCGUGAAGGUCUGGUCGAUACUGCCGUCAAAACUGCUGAGACUGGUUACAUGCAGAGACGACUGAUGAAAGCUUUGGAGGAUCUGACGACACAGUAUGAUCUUUCGGUGAGGAAUUCAACUGGGGGUGUCGUCCAGUUCCGAUAUGGCGAUGAUGGCUUGGACCCAGCAUGUUUGGAAGGAGACCCUCAACCUCUCGAUCUGGAUAGGUCAUUGAGCCGUGUUUUGGCCUCUGGAAGACGAGACGGCCGUGGACUUUUGCCUUACGAAGUCAUGGAAUACGUCGAUCGUGAAUUGGCCACUCCUAGGUUUGUAAAUGAAACAUCGCCCACGUACCUUGACGUCGUUCGCAAAUUCAUCUUUGAUAACGUUGCCAAUAAGAUGGCCGAGAUUCGACGAAAUCAUGGCAUGUUUGAUGCCCUUGAAAAAGAGGGAGAUUGGGAUGAAGAUACUGAUCUGUCGAUGGGCGCUUCAGAUGCCGACAAGGUUGCUGUGGAGAAUGCCUCCAAAGUGACUGAAGCUCAGUUACGGAAUUUCUUGAAUAUAUGCUGGGAAAAGUAUGUCAAAGCUCGCAUCGAACCUGGAUCGACGGUUGGAGCCGUUGGUGCACAGUCUAUUGGUGAACCAGGUACCCAGAUGACGUUGAAAACUUUCCAUUUUGCCGGUGUCGCCUCAAUGAACGUCACACUUGGUGUGCCCCGUAUCAAGGAAAUUAUCAACGCUGCCAAAAUCAUUAGUACGCCCAUCAUCAGUUGUAAACUGGUCACCAAGGACAGCGAAGCGUCCGCUCGUAUCGUCAAAGGUCGCCUGGAAAAGACCCUACUAGGAGAUGUUGCUGCUGUCUUCGAGGAAGCGUGGGCACCAGAGUACACGUAUAUCGGUAUCAUCAUCGAUACUGAAGCCAUUCGCAAACUCCAGCUUGAAUUAACUAUCGAUGAUAUUAAAUGGGCCAUUGUGGCGGCUAAGAAGUUGAAAAUCAAACAAGAGGCUAUCACUGUCAUUCCUCGCAAAAACCGCUUGCGGAUAUACGUGGAUGGCGACGACAAGUAUUACCGUUUACGAGAGCUAAAGAGAGGGCUUUCGUCUGUCGUUGUAAAGGGUGUAUCUUCUAUCCAACGCGCUGUCAUCAAUAUCAAAGACAAAGAUGAUGCAAAGGGCAAAAAAGGUGACAAGGAGUUAUUGGUAGAAGGUUAUGGAUUGCAAAAAUGCAUGAUUACAGAAGGUGUAAUCGGAGAAGAAACUUCUUCCAAUCAUGUAAUUGAGGUGGCCCAAGUUCUAGGCAUUGAGGCUGCAAGACGUACCAUCAUCAACGAAAUUCAAUACACCAUGAAAUCACACGACAUGAUCAUCGAUCCUCGGCAUGUCAUGCUUCUAGGAGACGUCAUGACUUAUAAGGGCGAAGUGUUGGGUAUCACACGAUUCGGUGUCGCUAAAAUGAAAGACAGUGUCCUCAUGUUAGCAUCCUUCGAAAAAACGACAGACCAUCUAUUCGAUGCCUCUGCGUAUGGCAAAAACGAUAGCAUUGCUGGAGUAUCUGAAAGUAUCAUCAUGGGAAAUCCUGCAGCUAUGUGCGGAACGUCUAUGCCGGCCCUUUAUUCCAUACCCCCUGUUCUCAAGAAGCCACGAAAACUGUUGUUCGAAGAUGCUCUGUAG